Messenger RNA from Triplophysa dalaica, 2544 nucleotides. It is a transcript of the gene nt5c2l1, whose product is annotated as 5'-nucleotidase, cytosolic II, like 1. NCBI's taxonomy places the organism in Eukaryota, Metazoa, Chordata, Actinopteri, Cypriniformes, Nemacheilidae. Bases 401 to 2002 code for a protein of 533 amino acids. The record is from RefSeq and is a predicted model, not a curated record. The transcript has 18 exons. Gene Ontology annotation, molecular function: 5'-nucleotidase activity.
CCCCCUCGUGUGACAGCCAGGUCUCCCCUGCAUUCAGUAAGGGACUCUCCAUUGUUGUGAAAACGAAGAGGUGGAAUAAACUCAACGUGUUUUAUGAAAUAUUGAUGCGUGAGUAUCUCGCUGGCGCGGUGUCGACUGUCUUGUUUGGGGUACUCCAGGAGCGCGUGUCCCUGUCUGAUAACACAAUCGUGCUCGAGCCGUGCGCUGUAGUCUAGUGAAACUUCACAAAUGCAUGCGUGCGCCCCACACCCGCGCCCAAAUUACGCACGCAGGGCGGUUGUUUAUAAGCAAACCCCAAGGUAAGCUCACGUUGAUGAUGUCAAGCUAAUGAAACAAUUUAAAUGCCAAAGGAGAGUGUCAGCUUCAGACUGAAGAGACUGUUGAGACGGUGACAUCAGAUAUGGGGAGUCUAGAGACUCAGACGCCGACCGAGAGCGCGCAGAACGCAGAGCGCAAACUUGAAAUGGGCAAAAAAGACAUUCACUCCAGGGUGUUCGUGAAUCGGAGUUUGACACUUGAGAAUAUAAAGUGUUAUGGCUUUGACAUGGAUUACACUUUGGCAGUGUACAAAUCUCCUGAGUAUGAAAGUAUGGGCUUUGAGCUUUUGAGGGACAUACUUGUGUCGAUCGGCUAUCCGCACGAGCUGCUGGGCUACACAUAUGACCCCAGCUUCCCUACACGAGGUCUGGUGUACGAUACCAAGUACGGAAACCUGUUGAAAAUAGACUCCAAUGGAAACAUUCUGGUUUGCACACACGGCUUUGAGUACCUCAGAGGCCCACAGAUCCAGGGAUAUUAUCCCAACAAGUUUAUCCAGAGAGACGACACUGAGCGCUUUUACAUCCUCAACACACUCUUCAACCUGUCAGAGACGUAUCUUUACGCCUGUCUCGUGGACUUCUUCACCAAAAGCACCAGAUACAAAAACUGUGAGAAAGGCUUCAAACAUGGUGACAUGUUCAUGUCACACAGGAGCAUGUUUCAAGAUGUACGGGAUGCCAUGGAUCACCUUCAUGACACUGGCACUUUGAAGGAAAGAACAUUGAAGAACCUGGAUAAAUAUGUGAUUAGAGAUCCCCGCCUCCCUGUUUUACUGAGUCGCAUCAAGGAGGUUGCCAAAGUUUUCCUGGCCACUAACAGCGACUUCAAUUACACAGAGGGUAUUAUGAAAUACUUGUUGGAUUCCCCGCAUGGCCCCAAGAACCCCAAAAAACCCUGGCAGUCCUACUUUGAUCUGGUGGUGGUGGACACGAAGAAACCAUUGUUCUUUGCAGGGGGUACCGUGUUACGACAAGUAGAUACGGACACUGGCAAGCUGCGUAUAGGAACAUACACUGGAGGCCUUCAGCACGGGACAGUGUAUUCUGGAGGGUCUUCAGAUAUUGUGUGUGACCUGCUGGAUGUUAGGGGGAAAGACAUCCUCUAUGUGGGCGAUCAUAUCUUCGGGGACAUUCUCAAGUCCAAGAAACGUCAGGGCUGGAAGACAUUCUUGGUCGUUCCUGAGCUUGUUAAGGAGUUGCAUGUGUGGACGGACAAAAACUCUAUGUUUGAGGAGUUAAGAUCUCUGGAUAUUUUCCUUGAGGGAUUAUAUCAGCAUUUGGACAGUGAGAGCCGGGAAUGCCCAGAUAUCAGUACCAUUCACGACAGGAUAAAGAUGGUGACAUAUGGCAUGGAUUUGUGCUAUGGGAAAAUGGGCAGUUUGUUUCGCUGUGGUUCCACAAAAACCCUGUUUGCCAGUCAGUUAUUGCGUUAUGCAGAUAUAUACUCGUACUCCUGCCUCAAUCUCCUGAACUACCCCUUCAGUUACCUCUUCAGAGCACCCCUUGUCCUGUUGCCUCAUGAGGCCGCUGUGGAUCCACCGACCAAUGAAAAGAGCACAUCAGAGCUGUCAACCCUUUACAUUAUUAAACCCACACCCAUUAAGCGCCAAUGUGAGUGUGAGGACAGUUAUUGUGGACAAGACAACUGUGUCCAAAAUAACCCUGCUCCAAUUGAGACGUAAGGACUGAUGUGAAGUUUUAUUACUGCUGUAAAUAUGAACCUCCACAGUAUUCAUCCCUGUCAUGUAUUACUGAUAAACAAGUGUUUGAGUUUGAUUUGCAGAGGUUUCUUGCCAUAUCAUUGAGAUUUAUUAAAGUCAUCAAUUAAGCUAGAUAAUAGUAAUCAUUAUAUUGGACUUUUAUAUUAAUGUUUUGUCUAUGCAUUUAAUAAGAUAAGUUCACGUUUGAUGUUUUGAUACAUGAUAUUAUUUAACAUUUUGUUUGUUGUUCAUGACUGGGUUUAAAACUAGGGUACCGGGUCACUGGUUUAGUGUUGGGUGUUCUCAUUGGAUAGUUUUUUAUACUUAUCUACUCACAAGUUGCCUUCCUUUGACUGCACUUUAUAUUAAAAGUUGCCAAUUUAAUUUAUACAAGUGAAUUUUAAACUGUUCUUCUAUUCUGCCUAUAAGACUAAUUUAAAAUGAGUUGUUAAUGCAUUUACCUUCUGUUGUUUUUUUGUAUGAAAAUUGUCAUGAUUUAAUAAAGUGCCUUAUUUUAAUCUAAC